Molecule: messenger RNA, 4030 nt
Organism: Vitrella brassicaformis
Lineage: Eukaryota; Vitrellaceae
Source: the annotation of a GenBank genome assembly
GCAGAGGCCAAACAAAGGUCCAUCCGUGUGAGCAUCUAGCCACCAGAGGUGAUUCUCACUCACUGGACAAGAAUGACCAAGAAGGGUGGCAAGAAGAGGGCCUCAUCGCUGGACGAGGAUCAGCUGCUGGAGACUGAGAGCGUCGGCAGCUUCCUCAACAGUGCCGUCUUCGACCGCAUCGUGGCUGAGGCGGAUGCAGCAGGGGCUGACGAUGGCGAUGAUUCCAACGACCAGCUGAAUCAGAUGGACCUGCACGACGAAGACACACGACCACAGCCACAUGCCAGCGGCAACUCGAAGGCCCUCAAGAGGCGAGAGAAGAAGGCCAACCGCGCCGCUGCAAGGCGUGCAAACGAAGCCGCCGAUGGGGAUGACAUUGACAAUGAGGCCGAGGAGGAGCGUCAGCACAAGAAGAGUCUGGCUGGCUUGCAGUCGGCUGACCCCGACUUCUAUCAGUUUCUGCUCGAGAACGACCCUGAGCUCCUCAACUUCAAAGAUGAGGAUGAGGGAGAAGGAGAGGGAGAGGGAGAGGGGGAGGGAGUGGCCGACGACGACCAACACGUCGAUGACGAGCAGCAAGAAGGAGCAGAGAUGGACCACGAGCCCAGGCCGAGCAAGCCCUCCAAGAGCAAACAGCGUGCACCGGCCGACCCCGACCAGCAUCCGCAUGACGAUGACGCAGACCCCCCCUCACAGCCUGAUGGCUCAUCCCCCAGGAAGCCUCUCACGAGCGAGCGGCUGGCGGCCUUAGUCGAGGCGGCGACCGAGCGCAAGUCGUUCAAGGGCUUCCAGAACCUGCUCGCUGCCUAUCGGUCGGUGGUGCGGCUGCUGUCCGGCGAGGUCGACAGUGAGGGGUCGGAACUCCACCCACACGCCGCUGACGAGACCCUCGCACGCGCACUGGAAGACAAGCAUGCCAAGAAAGCCAAAGGCAGGGGCGUCGAGCAGGGUGGGGCCGGUGGCAAGAAGACCGCCCCCAAGCCUGAGACCAAGAAGCCCGUCAGGACGGCAUACAGCAUCGACGACAGCGCCGUCAUCGACGAGACCAUCCGGCUGGUCCUGGCACAUGCGGCAGAGAUGUUCGAGUACCAUGCCGGGGGCGGCGAUGCGGCCACGGGCGAGAUCAAGAGGGGCAAAAAGAGAUCAGGGAAGUCCUCCGAUGGUCCGGGGCUUGGCAAUGUGCCGUCACAGCUGCCCCGGUGGAGCCGCGUGGAGCUGCUGGCUCGGACGUUCUGGACGGAGACGGUGACGCUCUGCGAGGCGUGUGGGAUGGCCGGCAACACAGAGGCCAACAAGAAGCUGUUUGAGGUGCGUGCGUGUGUGUGUGUGUGUGUGCAUGGGUGGCGCAUCAACACCACCACACAACACAUUAAUACUCUCUCUCUCUCUCUCUCUGUGUGUGUGUGUGUGUGUUGGUUGGUUGUGUGUGCAGGAGGUGCUGACUCGUGUGGGCGACCUCCGGCUGCUGGUGUUGGUCAGCCCGUUCGAGCGUCUGUUGAAGCGGCUGCUGAAGGAGACGGUGCGGUGCUGGGCCUUCAACACAGCACACAGGUGCCGACUCGCCGCCUUCAUUCUCUGCCGCAACUGGGCCGCACUCGCCUCGCACUUCCAGGAAAACAACAAGGCCAAGGACGCGCGCGCGGCGUUCGGUGCGAAAGACGUUGUGCAGCUGCUGUGCCGGGGGUUCGCCGCUGCUGUUGGGCGAGGGUAAGGAAGAAGACGCGAUGCCUGAGAUGCCACCCAUGUGUGCGUGUGUGUGUGUUUGCUGUUGUGUGUGUGUGGUGUCAGGUACACGUGGCGGAAUGUGAGCACCGUUCAGUUCCUGGAGAACUGCAUCGUGGAGCUGCUUAGGGCCGACGACGCCCUCGCGCACACCGUCGCGCUGUCCAACGUCAGACAGGUGCGUAAGUAUCUGUCUGCGUGCGGGUCGAUGACAAACCAAACCAAACCAAACACAAGACGAAGCACACCAACCUUUGUGUGUGUCUACUAGCUUGGGUUCCUGGUGCGGAGUGCGUGUGUGGCGGGAUCCCAUGCGGGGGAGGGCGGCAAGGAGGUGUCUGACAAGACCAAGAAGCGCAAGCAGCACCUGUGGCAGGAGCGGUCCACCGCCCUCUACAGCUGGGUCUUCCUCUGCCAGUGCCGCCUCUGGGCCACCGCCAUCGUCCAGCUGCCCGCACUCAGGCCGCUCGCCAUGCCGCUAUACACUGUCGUCACGGCGGCUCUCAAGACCAAGACCAGCUCACUGGUCGGUCGGGUCGGCCAGACGGGGAGGGAGGGAGGGAGACGGAGGGAGACACACAGAGGCAUUGAUUGCAUUGGUUGUGUGUCUGUGUGCGCAGGUCUAUGCGCCGUAUUCGCUUCACUUGGUGGGGAUCGUCAAUGACCUGGCGUCGGGCCUGGAGGUGGGUGGGAGAGAGGGGAAACGACACACGCCCCACACACAGCGGAACACUGCAUCCGUCCGUCGCUCUCACUCCUCCCUCCCUCCCUCCCUGCUUGUGCGCGUCAGCUGUUCUUCCCUGCCGUGACGUUUGUGUUUGACGUCACGCAGUCCCUCCUGCUGCAGCUGGACAAGGCUGUACGCUCCAGGGCACCCACCGCUGCUCCUGCUUCUGGUGCUGGUGGAGGGCCGAGGAAGGUUAGCCCAGGAGUGGGCGCGUCGAAGGGCAGCGACAUGGCAGUGGCCCUGAGAUUUGCACCCGCACACCUCAAGCUCAUUCAGGUGGGCAGUGGGCCGCAACGGGCAGACCAGAAUACACACACAAACCUACCACGGACGAGCCGAGAGCUAUCAAGAUGUGUCGUUGGUUGCGUGGUUGGCCGCAGACGCUGGAGAGCCUCGCUGACGAGAUCAUCUUUGUGCUGGUGGACCACCUGGGGAGCCUCAGCCGCCACCCGGCCUUCCCAGAGAUGAGCGUGGCCGUCACAUUCCAGCUCAAGAAAUACCUCAAGCAGUCAAAGGCACGCACAGCUCGCACACAGAGAGAGAGAGAGACACACAGACACAGCAUCUGUGCUGUGUGUGUCUUGUGUGAAUGUGACUUCGUCAGAGUGACAGCUUCCGGCGUCAGCUGAAGGAUCUGCUGAGGACGAUCGACGAGACGGCCACGCUCAUCAAGCAGAAGCGGCUGCAGAUGGACCACAAGCAGCUGCACGCCUUCCUCGACCAGAAGAAGGCGACCGUGGCCUACUACGACGGGACGGACCUGCCGCUCUUCCAGAAGAGGUAGGUGCUCACAUACCCCCACCCCACCCUCCCAUCCGCAAUAUGUGUGUUGUGUUGUGUUGUGUUGUGUUGUUCAACUUGUUUGUUUGGUCGGGGGGUGCAGGGAGCGGAUGUUGUCUGAGCGUCGUGAGGCCUUCAGGCAGAAGAUCGCCGCCGAUGCACAGGGACGGCAAAUCAAACAGGAGGAACAAGGUAGGUAGGUACCGACCCACCCGCUCAGCCACCCAGUCCAUGUGUGUGUCCCUCAGAUGCCGAGGCCCCCCUGAGCAAGCGUCAGCUCAAGAGGAAGCGGCAGAAGGAGAAGCGGACAGCAGCCGCCGAGGAUGAAGAAGAGGCGGCCCCGGGGAGGAAGGCCAGCAUCAAGAUCGAAGAACAAGACGCCGAUGAAGCUCAGGGCGUCAGCAAAGAGGAGGAUGGGGAGGAAGGCGACCAUGAUGAGAGGCCGAAGAAGAAACGCAAGAAGGCGGCUGCGAGGGCACCGGCACCAGCACCUGGUGCGGAGGGUGUGGGUGCCGAUUUGGUGGAUGGCGACAUCGUUGAGGAGUUCCGAAUUUCAGAUGACGAUGACUGAAUGAAUGAAUGAGCGACCCGGGGGAUGGGAUGGGACGGAUACGCGUGUGUGUAUGCGGGUCGCGUUCCGGUCAGUUAGCUCAGGGUUGUGCCCCGUGUGUGUGGGCACACACGGCACUGAGCUACCUGACAGCAGCGCACCCGCGGCAUAUGCAGCUAUCGCGGGUGAUGCGACGCUUGAAACAUUAUUGGAUGGAUGGAUGGAUGAGGGCUUUUCGUGUGUGGCACUGU